UGAUUUCCCAAAAUGACGUCACAAAAUGGUCGACGCGGUCGCUCAGUAUAAAAACUAAAAAUUAAGGCAAAGGUUGGUUGUCCAAAAGGCUGAUUCUGCCAGAAAUUGUUUCAUUCGCGUCGGGACAACGCGGUGGCUGGUUCGGUUAAAUGCUAUUUGAUUUGUGUACACAGUGACUGGUAGUUAAGGAAACUCGAGAUGGUUUACCCUGUUGUACUUAAGUUUAUGAAAAUGUUGGAGUCUACGUGUCCUGUUUUACUGAAAUUAAUGUGUUUAUCGCUGCUGGUGUGCUCGGUGCAGGGCCUGCAGCUGGACAGCCAGGCCUCCACACGAAGGCCGAGGGUCACGAAGUACAGCAGAACGACCGUCGCUCCGGGAGGCACGACGGAGGCGGUGACAGAACGGAGUUUGUCAACAGCUACAUAUCGCCUGCAGGGCAGCGGCGGGGAGACAUGCAUCCUGCUCACAGUAGACGCGCUUAUAGAUAUCUCUUAUCUUACGAAGCUGAACGAGCGAGCGGACGCGAACACAUUCGUGCCGAACAACGCGAACGUGGGGGGCGUGUGCAAGGAGGGGGACGCCGAGCAGCUCGUCAUCUCCUUUAAGGACUUCACACUCGAAUUUUCGUUCGCUAAGACACCAGGCGGUGAGCGUUGGUAUUCCGGCAACAUCAAACUGAGCUACAACUCCAGUGCCAGGAUUUUAGAACACGCUGCCAAGCAAGGCCGACGGGUCGUUCUGACAACUAACUAUCGAAAUCUUCUGUUUCCUACUCCAGUCGGAAAAUCAUUCUUCUGUCCUGAGGAAACGGUUAUAGAACUCACUGAGGAUGAAACUAGUCCUGCGACGGCCCACAAAGCCAAGCUGUACCUCCGCCAAAUGCGUCUCCAAGCCUUCAUGUUCAAACGCGAUGGCGAAUUCGGUCCCCCCUGGCACUGUUCGGAUUCGGCCCGAGCGCGCUCCGAGACCGCUCCCGUCGCCGUUGGCGCUGCGCUCGCGAUAGCCACCGCUGGUACCCUGGUCUGUUACGCUAUCUGGCGCUAUUUGAAGGUCAAGAAGGUACAAUAUGACACGAUGGAGUGAAGAGGCUAGGUGCGUUCUGGACGUUUUUGUUGCUGCUUUUUUAUUAUCGAUAGCUAGGUGAAACGAUGCAAAAAGUUUAACAAGUUUAAGGGUUUUUUGACAGGAGUUUUUUCACUAACUGACCGGAGAUGUCAAUCGCUCUUUCAUAUGAGCUUGAUAUUUCAUCGUCAAUCUAAGGCAAACCUAAGUUUUUGAAAACCCUUAUUGGUGGAUUUACAUCUUUAGUUGUUAUGAUGACUUGCUUUUUGUGUUUGAUGUUGUAUAAUUGCUAGCAAAAUGAUGGAACUUUAGGUAAGUGUUUGGAAACGGUUCUAAUGGUAUGUUUAACUUCGUUAAACGAGUUAAAAGGAGGAGUUACUUUUUAAUCUCACACUUUAUUUUUUGAUGCGUGUGUGAUAUUUUACGAUUUAAUACUUUUUGUGGCCGUAGUUUUUUGUGGAAGAAGUUCAGAACGCAUUGUAUGUAAGCUAAGCUAGUGAGAUCUCAAAACUAAUUAUGCCAAUGUCGAUACCUUUUUAGAGCGGUAGACCAAAUUGAUGUCAAUUUGACGUUUGACAAGUUGUCAGAUUUGACGUACGCAAGUGAGAUAAGUAAAUAUAUGGUUCGCAUGGCUACCAACGCUAAGCGCAAAUUCAUUGUUGCCAUAUCAUAAUUUAAUUACACGUUAAAGUUGGUAGGCCUGUAUUUUAAAUAAGAAUUUGAAAUGUCCAUAUCAUACAUGCGAUAUAAUUUCCUUAGCGCAGUUCCUCUAGUGAUGUGAAAUGAAAUAUCGAUUUUACUAAAUCGUUUUUGACCCAUUUUUUUUUGUAAACAAAAUUAAAAGCGAGGGCGUCUAAGGAUGAUAUUAUAAUUAAAAGAUUUUCAUCUACAUAUAAUAGUAUAAUGGACGAAAAAUGAACUAAAAAGGCAGUACGUCUGCGAGAAAGUUAGUAAUAGUUAUUUAAAAAUGUUGUUGACGGUUGAUUAUUAAUGUAAAAAAUAUUUAAUCCCCAUCCUAUAUAACCCCAAAGUUCCCAUAGGUUAGAUCCUUUUAUUUACAAAAAAAAGAACUAAGAAAAUUGGCUUACACUCAUUGGAAUUAUAAUUUAGAGUCAAUUUACUUGAGGACUAUAAUUAGUGCAUCAUAAUCAUUAUAAUAGGUACAUAUCACAUGAUAAUAAUUAUAUAAUUUAGCGUUCAUUGUAAUUAUAUGGAGAAUAUAUGAUAUAUAAUUUGUUUGCGGUAGCGGACACUAUAACGAGUACGUGUACAAGCAAUAAGUACGUUUUUAUUAUGCCCGUCGUAUGACACAUGGCUGAAUCGAUGUUGUAUUGUGCGCAAAACUUGGGGUUACUAGUGUCGCAUAUCGUAUUUUAGAGUUAAGGUUAUGUACUUCAGGGGCCUGAAUCAAUUUCAUCAGUGUGACAAGAGUAUACUAAAAAUCUGUAACUUUUUAUCAAGAAUCUAAAAAAAUGCAUAUCAGUGCUGGUAACAAUUAUAAUAUGUUUCUAGGACAGUGAUUUUCUUGACUUACAUGCUCACAGUUUUUGUAUACUACUUGGUGAACAAGAUAUGUAACGAACACCAUAAUUUAUGAAUGCCUGAAACUUAAAUGUGGUCCUUUAGAAUAAGCAUUUAGCAUAUCACAGCAGCAAUCACAGCAGCAGCUUAGGAUAUCACAGAUUGAGUUCGGAUUCAAAAUGCAAGAGUAUCACUGUAAUAUUUAUAUUACAAAGACCUGGAAUUUGAAUAUAUUUACGCACAGCGUUUAUGAAGACCUCGAAAACUAAAUGGCAAACUUUAAAAAGUUAAACGUGGCCAUUACCAGCCUUGAUGAGUUAAAAACAGCUUUGUCACUCAGUUUUCGUAAGGAAAUAAUUUUAUAUAAUGAACUGCUUCUUUAUAUGUUUUUCCUCUCAGCAUAACCACUCAAUUGCUUUUGGUAACUGUAGUUACCAGCUGGCAACGUUUUUCUUUGAAAUAAUAAAUUACGAUGAUAUUUUUCUUGGAUCCCUGGACCUGCUGUUAUAAUUUUGUUCAAUAUAAUUUUAUUUUGUACGUGCUUUAUCUAUUUAAGAUUGAAUUGAUUAUAAAACUAACGUGUCUACUUUAUAUAAUUGACUAAAAUAUACAAACAUACGUAUAUAGUUUUGACAAAAAUGUAUCAUUUUUGUCUUAUAUUUACUUCGUAACAUUGAACCCCAUACUUCCAGUAUACCUCUGCAAAGUAGCAUCGCUUUUUUGUACAACUGUAUUUAUUACGAGGCAUACAGGCUCUAACAAUUAUACUUUAUAUUAUAUCUUAUUUGUAAUAUUAUACUCAAAAGUAUUUAUAAGCAAAAGAGAAAUAACUAGUAUUAAAGACCAGAUACCGGAAUUUUCGUGGCAUUUUUGAAUUGCCAUAGUGACUUCUAAAUUAUCGACAUCCGAUAUACCUACAUAUAUCGAUACAAUGUAGAACACGACAUAUUAAAGAAGAUUAAAAGUAGAGGUAAUCAACUGACGGUUUUAUGAUUAAAGAGCGAGCUCUUCCAGAUAUCUUUUGAGUACAAAACAAUGAAAACUUAAUACUUAACAAUGUCACAUUUAAUUCAUGUUAAAGUCUGUUUUAGUGCUAACUAGCGACCCGCUCAGGCUUCGCACGGGUUACACAAAACCUUAACAAGUUAUACAUGUAAACCUUCCUCAAGAAUCAUUCUAUUGAUAGGUGAAAACUGCAUGAAAAUCCGUUCAGGGGUUUUUGAGUUUAUCGCGAACAGACCGACAGACGGGGCGGGUGUCUUUGUUUUAUUAGGUGUAGUGACAAGUGUUCAUAUUUUUCAGUCAAAUAUCCAUUAAUUUUUUAAUAUGUUGUGUUCUAUAUUGUAUCAAUAUAUUGUAUAUCGGAAUUCGAUAAAUGAAAGGUUAUUACGACAUUUCAAAAGUGCCACGAAAAUUCCGGCCUCUGUUAAAGACACUAGUGGCCAAGUUUUGUUAGUUAAGCGCUAUGUGUUAAAGCUUGAAUCUAAUGGCUAUUGUUUAUCGUAACCUAAUACUCAUCAAUUACUAUUAUACAUAUCGUUUAAUAUAAGUUAAUGUAACAUGCGUUUUGUGAUCACUGUCGUGUAAGUUUGUAUCUUGUUUGUAUGCAUCUAGGGUUGCAUUUAGCUUAAGUUAGAUAUAUAGUCACUCAGUCUUGCUUGCUGUACAUAGGGAGAGCUUUCGUUUCGCCGAAUACAGAAUUACACUUUUAUAUUUAAUCUACUUGGAUUUUUCGAUAUAUUUAUACAUACAGGCAUGAUGCUUUUUUCGUCUAAUGUAAAUAUUUCUUCUCUCGUAAGCCACUUUUCGAAUUUUUCGAUUUGAAUCGCACUAUGGUUUGUAUUUCAAAUUAUCAUUUUAAGAAACUCUGAAUAUUUCUGAAACAUUUUCUAGUAGAAAGAUAUUCUAUUUUCCUAAUGGUUUUGUAUGGGACUCCUGUAGUUUCUUUCCUCAAUAGUUUGAUAGCAUUACGAAGGUAUCGGUGCAUUUGUAUUUAAAAAAUAAUGUUGUACUAAAAAUAUUAUAUGCCAUACGAUUUGUCUUCCAGUAACAUUGAUCUUAACAAUAGCGUAAAGUAUUGUAGCUUAUUAUACAUAUACAUAAUUAUGGUCAUAAUCAAAGGUGGUGGUGUUAUGGUAGAUUGCUAAGAUAGGACGGAGCAAGACUUAAGUGCCAUUUACAUCCACACUUUAUCAGGCCUGAAAUCAGGCCCGAAUUCGAGCCCGAGCAAGGGUAUUUUUCCGUUUCACCAAACAUUAGCACAUCGUUUACAAUACUUGAAAUGUAAAAAAUUCAUAUGCAAAAAUAUCAAACAUUUAACAUUUUUGGUAAUUAGAGACAAAGUAUUUUUUACAUUUCGAAUAUUGUUAACGAUGUUCUGAUAUUCCGUGAAACGGAAAACGAUCAUCAGACCCAAAAUUGGGACUGAUUUGAAGUGUAGAUGUGAUUGGCGCUUCAUUGACUUUAGUCGUGUCUAAAUACUCUAAAUUAUAAGAAGUGUAAUAAACUCAAAACACCAAUUACAGAUAUUUUGGUAAAAGCAUAACAUUCACCACUAAAUAAUAUCUAAGUGACAUAUCUCAAAUUAUUGUAAUUUAGUGCGUUCAUUUAUUGAAUUGUCUUUAUGAAUAAAUGACGUCGAAAUUA
Cydia pomonella (codling moth) is the source of this 5229-nucleotide messenger RNA. RefSeq lists its product as uncharacterized. Gene Ontology annotation, cellular component: membrane. Lineage: Eukaryota; Metazoa; Arthropoda; Insecta; Lepidoptera; Tortricidae. The record is from RefSeq and is a predicted model, not a curated record. The transcript has 6 exons. The coding region runs from base 199 to 1083 and encodes 294 amino acids.